AUGUACUACUAUUUUGCAGGAUGUCAAGGAAUGUGGGACAACCUCACGUGCUGGCCAUCUGCUCAGGUCGGGGAGGUUGUGGUGAUGCCUUGUCCAUUCCUGCCUGCACUUUUCCUGGACAUCAAAGCCAAUGUCAGCAGGAACUGCACGACGCAAGGUUGGGCCAGUCUCUCACUCCCCUAUUUUCUGGCCUGUAGAUACAACAACAACACCACUCCAACCGUGCAGAAGAGGGAUUUCUAUCAAGCAGUGAAGACUGGUUACACCAUCGGGCACAGUUUGUCCCUCUGUGCCCUGACAACUGCGAUAAUUAUCCUUUGCAUUUUCAGGAAGUUGCACUGUACACGGAAUUACAUCCACAUGAAUUUAUUUAUGUCCUUCAUCCUGAGAGCCAUCGCUGUCUUUAUCAAAGACCUUGUCUUGUUCGAAGUUGAAGAAACAGAUCGUUGCUUUACGGCCUUGGGUGGUUGUAAAGCAGCAGUGGUGUUCUUUCAAUACUGCAUCAUGGCGAAUUUCUUCUGGCUCCUGGUGGAAGGUCUCUACUUGCACACGCUACUAAUUAUUUCGUUCUUCUCAGAGAGAAAGUACUUCUGGUGGUAUAUUCUAAUCGGCUGGGGGACUCCAAUGCUUUUUAUUGUCCCCUGGACCAUUACUCGAGUACACUAUGAUGAUGACGGAUGUUGGCUGAAUAUUGACUCUCCAUACUGGUGGAUCAUUCGUGCUCCCAUUCUAGUCUCCAUCUUGGUAAACUUUAUUUUCUUCAUCUGUAUCAUUCGAAUCCUGGUUCAAAAACUCCACUCACCAGAUGUUGGGCUGAAUGAUACCAGUCAAUACUUGAGGCUUGCAAAGUCAACUCUUCUGCUAAUUCCUCUUUUUGGAGUCAAUUAUAUUGUGUUUGCAUUCUUCCCUGACAACUUUGAAGUGGAAAUAAAACUGGUUUUUGACCUCAUUCUCGGCUCUUUUCAGGGUUUCAUUGUAGCUGUGCUGUACUGCUUCCUUAAUGGAGAGGUCCAGUCGGAGCUGAAGAGGAAAUGGAGGCGAUGGCAGAUUGACAGGUAUGUAGGAGGGGACCUGAAGUACCACCAUCCGUCCAUGGGCAGCAAUGGCACCAACUGCACCACCCAGAUCUCGAUGCUCACCAAGUGCAGUCCCAAGACCAGGUCGUCGAGCUUUCAAGCCGAGUCUUCCAUUGCAUAGCAUGAGGCAUCUCCCCUUCCAGGGUUUGGUUGAACAUUAAAGUACACGCAAUCCUGAAGAGGAAUCCAACAAAAAGAAACGAUACACGCAAAGCUUCAUAAUGCUGAAGUUGAUGUGAAAGCUAAUGUUCCUGGGGAAAUGAAGCACAUCCUCCCAAGAGGUAGAAAUUGAUCGGAAUUUCAUGGCUAAGAAUUGACCUGCUUUUAAAAAAAAAAUGGGAUGGCCAUCUUCAACUGGGGCAAGAUUGACUUUGCAGGCAGUGAUCGUUUGCAGGAAACCAAAUCUCAAAAGUUUCAAUGAUUGACAAAUGGACAAAGGUAAAUUAUUAUAUAGUUGCUCGGUUUUCUUGGAACUCAAUGCUCAAAUCUCCACCCUACAACCUGACUGCCAGUAUACCUCCUGUUCCUUUUAUCUACCACUCAUUAAAACCUACCUCUUUGACAGCGAUUUCAGUCAACUUUUCUGAUCUCCCGUUAUGAAGCAUUGAGUCAUAUUUUGCUUUCUAAUGCUCCUGUAAAACAACUAAAGGCAUUUUUAUAUAGAUACAUAGAAAAUAGGAGCAGGAGAAUAUGAUCUGUAUGAUCAUGGCUGAUCAUCCAACCCACUAUCUCCCCAUACCCUUUAAUCCCUUUAGACCUAAGAAUUAUUUUGUAAUUAUAC
Hemiscyllium ocellatum (epaulette shark) is the source of this 1857-nucleotide messenger RNA. RefSeq names its product vasoactive intestinal polypeptide receptor-like. The record is from RefSeq and is a predicted model, not a curated record. Gene Ontology annotation, molecular function: peptide hormone binding; G protein-coupled peptide receptor activity; vasoactive intestinal polypeptide receptor activity. Gene Ontology annotation, cellular component: plasma membrane. The coding region runs from base 1 to 1197 and encodes 398 amino acids. Gene Ontology annotation, biological process: adenylate cyclase-modulating G protein-coupled receptor signaling pathway; cell surface receptor signaling pathway. The transcript is spliced from 11 exons. NCBI's taxonomy places the organism in Eukaryota, Metazoa, Chordata, Chondrichthyes, Orectolobiformes, Hemiscylliidae.